AUGUCGCACCGUAAGUUCGAGGCUCCCCGUCAUGGCUCUCUCGCCUUCUUGCCGAGAAAGCGUGCUGCCCGUCAUCGCGGCAAGGUAAAGUCCUUCCCCAAGGAUAACCCUAAGCAGCCUGUACACCUUACUGCCGCCCUGGGCUACAAGGCUGGUAUGACUACGAUCGUUCGUGACCUCGACCGACCCGGCGCAAAGGCACACAAGAAGGAGAUUGUUGAGGCAGUCACCAUUAUUGACACUCCACCUAUGAUCGUUGUUGGUCUUGUGGGCUACAUUGAGACCCCCCGCGGUCUCCGAUCACUCACCACCGUAUGGGCCGAGCACUUGAGCGACGAGGUCAAGCGCCGAUUCUACAAGAACUGGUACAAGAGCAAGAAGAAGGCUUUCACCAAGUAUGCCAAGAAGCACUCGGAGAACAGCGGCUCUUCCAUCACCCGCGAGCUCGAGCGCAUCAAGAAGUACUGCACCGUCGUUCGUGUCCUCGCCCACACCCAGAUCCGAAAGACCCCUCUCAAGCAGAAGAAGGCCCACCUUAUGGAGAUCCAGAUCAACGGCGGCUCCAUUGCCGACAAGGUCGAGUUCGGCCACGGUCUCUUCGAGAAGCCCGUCAGCAUCGACACCAUCUUCGAGCAAGAUGAGGUGAUUGACGUUAUCGCCGUCACCAAGGGUCACGGUUUCAACGGUGUUACUGCCCGAUGGGGUACUAAGAAGCUACCGCGUAAGACUCACAAGGGUCUCCGAAAGGUCGCUUGUAUCGGUGCUUGGCAUCCUUCCCACGUCCAGUGGACUGUUGCCCGUGCUGGUCAGCAAGGUUACCACCACCGUACCUCGGUCAACCACAAGGUUUACCGUAUCGGUAAGGGCGACAACGAGGCCAACGCCUCUACCGAGCAAGAUGUUACCAAGAAGACCAUCACUCCCCUGGGUGGUUUUGUCCGAUAUGGUGAGGUCAACAAUGAUUUCGUCAUGGUCAAGGGCUCCGUUCCUGGUGUCAAGAAGCGUGUCACGACGCUAAGGAAGUCCAUGUUCACUCACACUUCGAGAAAGGCACUGGAGAAGGUGGAGCUGAAAUGGAUCGACACCUCUUCCGAGUUUGGUCACGGUGCCUUCCAGACGCCUGCAGAGAAGAAGCAGUACCAAGGUACGCUCAAGAAGGACCUCGUUCAGAGCUCGUAG
Molecule: messenger RNA, 1179 nt
Organism: Daldinia childiae
Lineage: Eukaryota; Fungi; Ascomycota; Sordariomycetes; Xylariales; Hypoxylaceae
Product: 60S ribosomal protein L3
Exons: 4
Coding region: 1-1179 (392 amino acids)
Biological process (GO): translation; ribosomal large subunit assembly
Cellular component (GO): cytosolic large ribosomal subunit; ribosome
Molecular function (GO): structural constituent of ribosome; RNA binding
Source: RefSeq, a predicted model, not a curated record